CUAUGGAGGAGGGAUCCACUGAAGAGUUUCUCUUCAAAGACCAGGACUUCUCCUCUGAACUGCUGAGACAACUGAAUGCUCUGCGGCAGAGUGGGAUGCUGACUGAUGUUACCCUCUGCUCCGGGGGCUCUGAAAUCCCCUGCCACAGAAACGUGCUGGCUUCCAGCAGUCCAUACUUCAAGGCAAUGUUCUGUAGUGAUUUCAGAGAGAGUCACCAGGCUAAAGUCAUCCUGAAAGGUAUUGACGCUGAGACUUUGAAUCAGAUUAUCCUUUACGUUUACACAGGGGAGAUUCUUAUAUCCACUGAGAAUGUCCUGUGCCUGCUGGAGACAGCCUCCAUGCUCCAGUACACUAAGCUGUUUGAGGCCUGCUCUGCAUACCUCCAAGACAAGCUGACUCCUGACAACUGUCUGAGCAUGAUCAGACUGGCAAAACUCUUGAACUGCCAAAGCCUGAACAAUAAAGCCAAGGCUAUGGCUUUAAAAUGUUUCCCUGAGGUGGCCUCUUCUGAGGACCUGAAGUACCUUUGUCCCUUGGAGCUCAUCGAUUACCUCGGGGACGAUGAGCUCUGUGGGGAGGAGGAGCAGGUCUUUGAGGCACUGAUGGUCUGGAUCCGGCAUGACCUCCAGGCAAGGCAAGGCUACAUCCAAGACUUGUUCAAAAAGGUCCGGCUUCAGUAUGUCCAUCCAACAUUCCUCUUCCACUUUAUUGCCAAUGACUCCCUUGUUCAGUCCUCACCCACCUGCAGAAGCAUCCUUGAGUCAGCCCGGAGACACAUGUUUUCCCUAUACAGCACCAAUGCACCUGACAUCAAGCCCAUGCUGCACGUCCCUCGCAGAUACUCCAACCAAGAGUUCCUGGUCAUCAUUGGUGGCAGAAAGGACAGCCAGCAGACAACAAGGGAUGUCCUGCUGUAUGAUGACAAGACAAACCAAUGGCUGAGCCUGGCCAAACUUCCUGUGCGCCUGUACAAAGCCUCUGCAGUGAGCUUGCUCAGCAAUAUUUAUGUGCUGGGAGGGAUGCCUGUCAGUAGUAAAAAAAGCCCGGUCAGUGAUAACAUUUACCUUUACUCUCUCAAACUCAAUCAGUGGAGGCUGGUUGAGCACAUGUUAAUUCCACGUUACUCCCACAGAAGUUUGGCGUACAAAAAUUAUAUUUUUUCGUUUGGUGGAAUUGGUGAAAACCAGGAAAUCCUGAAUUCUGUGGAAAGAUACGAUAGUGUCUACAACACCUGUGAGAGCAUGGCAAACAUGCCAGUUGCUGUCCUUCACCCUGCUGUUGCUGCCAAAGACCAGAGGGUUUAUCUCUUUGGAGGUGAAGACAUUAUGCAAAACCCUGUCCGUCUGAUCCAGGUUUACCAUGUCUCCAGGAAUACGUGGUUUCGGAUGGAGACCAGAGUGGUGAAGAAUGUCUGUGCACCAGCUGUUGUGAUUGGAGACCAGAUUAUCAUCGUAGGUGGGUACACCAGGAGAAUAAUUGCUUAUGAUACAAAAGGCAACAAGUUUGUUAAAUGUGCAGACAUGAGGGACAGACGAAUGCAUCAUGGGGCCACUGUCAUCAAGAACAAGCUGUAUGUCACAGGAGGACGAUGUCUCACCACAGACAAUGUUAUCAAGGACUUGGAUUCCUUGGACUGCUACGAUCCAGCGACUGACACGUGGAUACCAAAGGGAAAGCUGCCACACAAACUCUUUGACCAUGGGUGCCUUACACUUCAGUGUGUCCCCUGUUCUAACCUUCUCUAAAUGACCUUGGGUACUUCCCAGGGCCUUUUGUGCUUUCCUUCUUAGAAUGGGUGCACCUUGCUCUGCAGAGAGCACAUGGGGAAUCCUCAUGAGGUCCCACAAACUCCUGACCCUGGGGGCCCAGUGACAUCAGUCAUUCCCCAAAAGCUCUUCCAGGAAAGUCAUGAGCUUUGCACUCAUGCCAUGUUCAGCUGACCAGUAUUGCAUGUGAUGCUGCUUAGUCCAGCACAGAAGCCUAACCCCAAGUCUCAGCAGAACACAGGAAGAAGAAGAUGGGUAAGAACCUGCUGCAGGGUAGGGCCUGCUACAGACUUCAUCAUGAAAGGUCAAUAGGAAUGCUGGUGUCUCCAGGAAAAGUAAGAUCUGGGUCACCUGCAGUGGUUGGAGUGCAAACUCAGCUGCAUGCCAUGGCCCCCCUUUGCUGCCCAGUGCUGACCAAGCUUUCCAUUAUGAGUGGUGGAAGCAUUUAGAAUAGAAAGCCUCAGACUCUGGUCUUGUAGCCAGCCCAACAGCAUGUGUUAGCUGUGGUAAUCACCCCAUGAGAAAUAAAAUGUUAAUAUUUUUAACAUCAAAUUAGAAAUUAGGCUGAUGCUUUGAUCUGACCUCUCACAUUGCAGCAAGAUGCAGAUUUUACUUUUCUGAGCUACUGCUCUUUCACAAAGCAGGGAGUAUUUUUUUCCAUCUGCCUGCUCUCUGAGGGAGAUAAGGGUGGGAUGAAAAUGGAGUCUGUCUGCAUCUUGUUUUUUGAGGGAUCUUGUUCUGCAGGGAACUUUCUUCUCCUUUUGCACCAGGGACAACACUGAGUUAGUUAGGAAGCCCUUUGGCUGGUGUAAUUCCUGAAAUCUGGAAUAAUAGAGAUGACACAUGGAGGAAAGGGGAUGUAAAAGAGAAGAAAUAUUUGGAAGGAACAUUUUUUUUCCCUAUCUCCUCUUUCCAAACCACUGGAAAAGAGCAUUGAGAGAAAGCUGGUGACAGGAAACCAGCUUUCCAAGAAGAGCAAGUUCAAGUCUGCCACUUGGCAAAGCAGCUCUGGCUCCACCAAUAUUUUUGUGGGGUUCUGCCACUAUUUUUAAAGGGAGAGGAUUAAUCAUCAGAUACUGAGCAAGCUGUGAACUGCUGUCAGGACACUAGGAUUGGUAAGAUUGCUGAGACAGCAAGGAGCUUUAAAGAUAGCACUGAUCACCAUCAUCCAAAGAGAGAUGGGAGAAAUAGCAUCCCUUUUCCUCAUAUUUGAAAGGAAUUGGGACUUUCCCACAGGUAUAAGAUGGUAUGAAGAAACCACACUCAACCUUCUCUUCACAGAAAACUGCACAGCCAUGUGGUGACCACCACAUUGCAGGACACCAGCUCCAACCCCUAAGAUCCCCUCCCCCCAUGAAUCUGUAUCUGGGAGCAGAAGGGUAAGAGAAAUAGUCAAUGAAAUAUGGGGAUGGAGGGAAGCAUUAAAAAUCAACUGCUGUUUUAACAAUGCAAAAUAAAAUAAUUACUAUUGUUUGUAUGA
This is a messenger RNA of Calypte anna (Anna's hummingbird), 3246 nucleotides long. RefSeq names its product kelch like family member 38 (gene KLHL38). The transcript is spliced from 3 exons. The coding region runs from base 3 to 1745 and encodes 580 amino acids. The record is from RefSeq and is a predicted model, not a curated record. NCBI's taxonomy places the organism in Eukaryota, Metazoa, Chordata, Aves, Apodiformes, Trochilidae. Gene Ontology annotation, molecular function: protein binding.